Messenger RNA from Formica exsecta, 5630 nucleotides. Its product is annotated as zinc finger protein Xfin-like. The transcript is spliced from 8 exons. Gene Ontology annotation, molecular function: DNA-binding transcription factor activity; RNA polymerase II cis-regulatory region sequence-specific DNA binding. NCBI's taxonomy places the organism in Eukaryota, Metazoa, Arthropoda, Insecta, Hymenoptera, Formicidae. Gene Ontology annotation, biological process: regulation of transcription by RNA polymerase II. The coding region runs from base 613 to 4011 and encodes 1132 amino acids. The record is from RefSeq and is a predicted model, not a curated record.
ACAUUUCAUAAUUUUAGUUUAAGAACGCGACUUUAGGAUGACGCUUUUAAAAAUACGCAGAAACGAAGAUCUCGUUGGAUUCUCAAUAAAACACGUUUUCGAAGGAUAAAAAGUGUUUCCGCUGAAGUCCCUCGAAAGCGAAUCUUUUUAUUGGCUGACGACGAAACGUCAUCGGUUGAAAUCGCGGGCAGUUUUCGCGACGAUUUUCCCAUCUACAUUGUAAUCCCGCUCGUGACACACGGACGGGCGCUCGCGCGCGCGCGCGCAUUCAUUACGAGCCGCCGCCAUUUUGUCACGUUUUAUUUCUAAACGCAUCCCCCACCAGAUUGAAAACAACCUAAGGUCGACGCUGGACUCCCUCGAUCGCGUACGGGUGUUCUUUGGUUAGGUUACUGGCUGCGUCGUAACCGUCUGGCUCUUUAACAAGCCUGAGACGUCAACACAAUCGGCGACGCAACCACGACGGCCGAUCAGCCAAGUUCGGGCCGUUCACUCCGAUCAUCGUUUGUCGUAUGGUUUUACGGAAAAAGGGAGGGGGAAGAGGACACGCGGGGUUUUGCUGAUAAUUAUUCGGUUGAUUUCAGUGAUCAAGUAGUUUGAAGAUCAAACAAAAUGGACGUUGCCGGGGAUCUAAAUUUGCAAUGGGUGGGAGACGUGGAGCUUCACGAGGAGGUGAUAUGCGGUCUUGAAGCACAGUUGGUUGCUUCAGAGGAGGAGGUGAUAGGCGCUUGCGAGGAAGUGGCAGUGGAGGAAACCAUUGAGUCUGUUCCUGAUGUAGCACCUACGACAGAGUCUGAGAUACUGAUGGUACCUCAGACUAACGAUAUGGAAUCUAUUUAUAUUGUGCCACAAGAUCAGGGUCAUGAUUAUCUGAAUAUACAGGUGACAGAAGAAGUAAUAGCCGACAAUUGGGACAGACCUGGUCCAGAUGAUGGGGUCGAGAUUCCAGAAACGAAGGUGGCGCAUGACAAUUUGCUGGAAUAUGAUGAUAUGGAGAUACCUUUGCCGAUCGAUCAAGACUCGUAUCAGAACGCCCGGCCGUAUCCAUGCGACUUCUGCAGUCGUAGGUUCCGCAAAAAGGCAAACCUGAUGAACCACAUGGUGGCGCAUCAGACAGAUCGGCCGCAUGGUUGUAACUUAUGCGGAGCGCGUUAUGUGCGCAAGUGCGACUUGAAUAACCACCUGAAGAUUCACGCAUAUCCGCCGUCGCGGGAUGGUCUGGAGGACGAGUUGAACGACGAAGACUCUCUAGUAGCCGAAGACGAGGAUGCAACGCCAAGCGGUACCAAGGGCAGGCGCAAAAAGGUGCAAUCGAGUGCGCCGCGCAAGCGGAAGAGUAAUACCGCCGCUGGUCUGCCGAAGCGCAACAACAUUGAAGAUAAUAUCAAGAUGGAGAUGGGCAAGUAUGUGUAUAAACCGUACGAUAACUACGAGGACACGCUAUCGCUACUUGAAGACGACCUGACCGAUGGUGAUUCUGCCCGCAGCGGCAAUUACGCGUCCAGUUCGAGGUGGCAGAUGGAAGAGAUGUCUGUCGAGCAACAAUCACCGCAGUGGCCCGUCACCGAUCCGACCAAACCCUACGUCUGUCAAUUCUGCGGCGUUGGCUUCGCUAGGGAAAAGGCGCUGGCCUCACACGCGCGUGUUCAUGGUGGCGACAGUCCGUUUGAAUGCACUUCGUGCGGCGAGAUGUUCUGGGACGUCGGCACUCUGCGAGAACAUGUGCGCGUCAAACAUGGCGGCACUAUCCCGCAGCAAACAUCCGAUGCGGAGGAAUAUGACAACGAUGCCACUUAUACAGGCGACACCGAAAGAUUCGGCGAGUUUUAUUGCAACACCUGCGGGGUACCGUUUCAUCGUUUGGAUCUGCUCAAACGCCAUCAAAAAGCUCAUAUCAAGCAAGAAGUGGACACAAUGGAGGGUUCCAGUCAGCAUCACGUAUGCAAUGUUUGCGGAGAAUGGUUUGAGGAGGCAUUAGCAUUAUUGGCACAUGCAGAACUUCAUGCUUCAAGAUCUCCUAGUCGCCGUUGUCUGUUGUGCGGGGCGAGAUGCCGCGACGAAGCUGAAGUUGCAGAACACGUGCAGCAAAACCACGCUGAGGACGCGCCGCCGAACACGUGUACGUUAUGCGGAAAAACAUGCAAGGACAAACGCAGCUUAUUGAAACACUCGUGGGUGCACAAUGUCGACAAGACUUUCAGUUGUACAAAGUGUGCAAAACGCUUUCACAGUAAAGCUAGAUUGCGAAGACAUAUGGUAUCUCAUCGUAACAAAAUGGUAGCUUGUGAUGAAUGUGGAGAAGAAUUCCCCGAUGGAAGAGCUCUUGUGAGUCACCGUCAUUCACAUAACAAAGAACUGGGCGGCCGUUCGUUUCCAUGUCGCGAAUGUGGCAAAACCUUUGGAAGUCGCAGCUCGCAACAGAUCCACAUACGUAUUCAUACGGGUGAGAGACCUUACGGCUGCCGGUUCUGUUGGAAGGCCUUCGCCGACGGCGGUACGUUGAGAAAACACGAGCGCAUCCACACCGGCGAGAAACCAUACGAAUGCGCAAUCUGUUCUCGGGCUUUUAAUCAGAGAGUGGUUCUGCGGGAACACGUUCGCGCUCAUCAUUCCGGCCCGGAUCCAAAAUGCGUGGGCAGUGUGACGCCGUUUUUAUGCAAGGUAUGCGGCAUGUCAUACGGUACGUCUGAGGAAAUAGUGGCGCACAUAGUACAGCACUGCGACGACAAUACUGCGUUAAGUCGCCAGCCGCAGACCGGACCACGCAAGUAUAAGAGGAGACGCAAGUUAAAGCCACACGAGACGAACACAGUGGUACGUAAGAACGAGUUUUCAUACGACAUGAUGGAAAGCACUACUGGCGGCGGUGGCAGCAUUGGUGGUGGCGGCGGUUCCGACUCGGAGGACAACACGAAGCGAAAACUUGGCAAGAAAAACAAGCAACAUCGGUCGAAUGUCGAGGAAGGUUACCAGAAUGUACUGAAAAGCUUCGAAAGCUCGCUACAAAAUAUAAACUCGAUCGUGAGCAACUCCAAAUUGAACGCAUCCAAAUCGAAACUUUCGAAGAAGAAACUGCGCAAGGAGGACAAGAAGGAGACGCAAUCGUCGAACCAAUCGGGCCGGCCGAAGAUGAUACACACGCAAAAGACACGGGUGCCGGUGGAAGUGGGUAGCGAUGGGGCGAAGAAAGGCCAGAAGACGAAGACGAUGGUAACGCGGACGCCGAAGGUGAUGCCAAACGAGCACAAGUCUGGUAUUUUCCCUGGCGGUGAAAGGAAUCGACCGCGUACCAAAAACGUCAGUUACCAUAUCGAGGGUAAACUGCAGGUCACACCGGCAACAUUCUCGACAAAACCGAUAAAGGAGGACGUGUCAACGCAGCAGCAACAGCAGCAGUUGUUGGUGAACAUUAAGCAAGAACCAGGCGUACCAAAGGCUACCAGCGACAGUCGCAGGAACAACAAUGGCAAUAUUCUUGCCCUUGGCAAGAAUCAAGAAUCGUCGAUCAAGAAGAGGUCGUCGACCACCUUGAAGAGAUCCAAGAGGCAGAAAACGAUAGUGAAGCAGGAAUUGAACGAGACAGUCGAGCCGGAUGCGGAAGAGCAGCAGCAGCAUUUGCAGCUACGGAACAACAAUAAUAAUAAUAAUAACAUGGAGAACAGCGGCGAUCCAUCACGACUAAUGGAGCACACGGUGGACGGCAGUAAUCUGGAAGUUGCUUUUGAGGCGAGCGUUGUCACCGCUCAGGAAGAGGACCAGGAUGAGGAAGAAAGCAUAUUGCCGCAUGAUGCGACCGAAGAGAUGGACAACGUGGACAACAGCGUUAAACUCAGUGUGAAGGUGGAAUCGGCGCCGCAGCCGAGGAUGCUCGCUGUGCACAGUGUUAUCACACCAGUGGAUGAUGUCCCGGAGACAAUAAUACCGGACGCGGUGGAGUACACGUGCGAGAUGUGCGCUGCGGUGUUUUCCAGUCGUGCUGAGUUAUUGGUGCAUGUGCCGAUACAUAUUUGAUUUAAUAAUUUAUCCGAGCCGGAAAGCGGCGCGGAAGUUUGUUCUACUUCUUUAAGCAUAUUAGUUUAAUCAAAUCGAAUAUUUCUUUAUCACGGUCGAUGAGGUUUGUUGUUUCGCAGGAGACGACGAUCGUUGAUCCUCGCCUCUAUCACCACUACCAUACUCACUAUCAUCAUUUCUCCUUCCCAAUUAUCCCAUCUUUCUCGUUUUUUGUUCUGCUAAGGGUCAUGAUUCAAUCAUCUAUACUUAUCGUUCUAUCGAAUGCACUCGAAUUUUCGCGUUUCGCGCAUUAGAGGAUUUAUCGGCCAUUGUUUAAUUUUUAUCAUCAAUUUGUGAUAUGUUUCUCUUGUAUUAUAUAUUCUUCGCGAAUAUUCAAGUUUCAACUUUGAUGUUUGAGUAGAUACAGAUAACUGAUUAUACCAAACUAUUAAUGACGGAAUGAACAUGAGGUGCAUAUGUGAUAUCGUGAAAUGCUAUAUAUCACUAUAUCAUAUAUCGUGAUAUAUGACAUAUGAGAAGUAUUGUAUUUCCUUUAAACGAAAACACAUUUAUCCCACAUUGUAUCCGACAUGUGGAUGUCAGUUUUUGUAUUAUCGGAAUUUCUAUCUGGUCUAGAAUUUGUAAUAUUGAAACGUGACGUGACAAGAUUAUAGUUCUACGAUUUUCUACAUGAGAAGUGCUAUGACACGAAUUGAAUCGAGAAGUAAAAUAUGGAAUAUGCAGAUAUGAAAACUAUGCAAUUCUUUUUGUACGUACAAUACGAUACUAAUACGAAAAGUAGAAUUCUUAACAUUGAUAUGUGUGCGAGUACAUCGACUAGAAUGGACGGUUAAUUUAUUUUAAUAAUGAGCGAACAGAGGCAAGGAGUAAAGUGUUGAAUUUCCGUCGCGGGCCACCUUUAUUUUAGUACUUGUGAAUUUCAAUUGCAAUUUAGGAUUUUCCGCGGUGAAAUCUUUAUUGUAAUUAUAAGUCUGUUAUUCUAUUAAUUAUGACGUUUGCUUCUCUAUUUUUCUAGAGGAGAAAAAAAGAUGAAAAUUAAUUGAAAAAAAUAUUUAUUUGUUACCACCAAGUAAUUAUGAUAAUGACGCGAAAGAUGUCGCGAAACUUGAGAGAUGAUUGUAUGAACGCAGGAAAUUCCAGAUGAUUAACAGUGACUAUGUAAAAAUCGUUAAAAACGUGAAUUGCUCUCAAGAAUUAAUAACUGUAUAGCAUUGCACGUAGGGUAUUUGUAUGAAUGUCAGUUUUUAUUUUUAGCACAUAAUUUUAGUUUAUAUACGAUUAUUUAUAUCGUGACCAGUGACCAUGAUCGGCCCAUUGAAUGAGAUGCGAUAUGAUAAUAUUAUGAUAUUAUUACGCGUAUUGUUAGAGUACGAACAGAAAGAUGGAGAUAAUCAAUUCUAAGCACUGUCUCGAACACUAAAGCAAUCGCCGCGAAAUAUCCACAAAUUUAAUAAAAUUGAAUUUUCUUUAUAUCUUUGGACACGUUGAAUUUUACAAAAUUAACAACUUCGUGUUCUCUUGUACAUAAAAUUUAGUUACGCUCUUAAGUUUUUUUGAUAUAUAUUAUAAGAAAACCGAUAUCACACAUAUAUACAUAUUAUAUAUACAUAUAUAUAUAU